This is a messenger RNA of Aspergillus calidoustus, 1050 nucleotides long. Lineage: Eukaryota; Fungi; Ascomycota; Eurotiomycetes; Eurotiales; Aspergillaceae. The record is from the annotation of a GenBank genome assembly.
AUGAGGUGGAGAGGAUUCAGCUUCGGACUCAUCAUUCUGAUUAUACUCUACUUGAUCAUUCGCUCAGUAUUCACCCUCCUAGCACUGCUAUUCGAAGGUGAAUUCAGCGAUGGUAUUCCGGCAAGAGAGAUACGGCCCGCGAACUCCACGAGCACUGGACCGUCGUUGAUUCCCAAAAUCAUUCACCAAACCUACAAGGAUAACGAUAUACCUACUGGCUGGAGGGAGGCUCAGCAAAGCUGUAUUGACUUGCAUCCGGAUUACAAGUAUAUUUUAUGGACCGAUGAUAUGGCUCGGACUUUUAUUGCAACCCACUACCCCUGGUUUCUUGAGACAUUCGAAGGCUACAAGUAUCCCAUCCAGCGGGCAGACAGUAUCCGCUACUUUGUUUUAUACCAUUACGGAGGGAUCUACAUAGAUCUUGAUGACGGCUGCAACCGCAAAAUCGACCCCUUGCUCGUAUACCCAGCCGUUCUCCGCCGCACCGUGCCAAUCGGAAUCUCCAACGACGUGAUGGGCUCCAUACCACAGCAUCCGUUCUUCCACAGCGUCAUCCAGAAACUACAGUCGUGCGACCACAGUUUCGUCCUCCCGUAUCUAACAGUCCUGUUCUCAACCGGGCCCACAUUCCUCUCGAUUAUGUGGAAGGAGUAUACGUGGACGAAGCCGAUCGGAACGGAUCGUGUGCGCGUCUUGAUGAUACCCGAAUACAAGCAUCACUCGUGGAGCUUCUUCCGGCAUCAUCUGGGGAAUAGUUGGCAUCAGGGCGAUGCGCACCUUGUAUUUUGGAUGUGGGCGCACUGGCCACUGGUCACGUUAGCUGGGUUCGCAGUCCUGGGUCUUGUGGGGUUCUGUCUGUGGAUUGUAUACUCCCGUCUCUUCCUCGCCGGCUCUCGGUAUUAUCAUCGCCGCUACCGAUAUAGCAUGGCUGCUAGGGCUACGCCCCCUCCGUCCCCAAUCUGGUGGCCUCGAUAUCUCAGGCGUGGGCGGAGCUUAUCCUGGCUGGCCACCAAGCCGGAGGCUCGAGAUGUGUACCUUGAUCUUGCCUGA